UGAUUUGUCACACGCGGAGGUUUGUAUCAGAGGAAAGAAUGAGUGCCGGGCAGACUCUGGAGGGCGCCGGGUGUGUCACCUGGUGGGGCUUCGGACCAGCAAGAGAUCUACUCAAGAAAGGUGUGCCCAGAACACAGGGGGAGCUGAACGUGUUGCUGGUGGGCAGCAGCGACCCGAGACAUGUCCUAAAGACCAUCUCAGGCCUCAAGGACACCGAUUCCCUCCAUCUUUGGGUGAUGGAGAACAGUAUGGAAGUGGUUGCGAGACAACUGCUGCUCCUCUACGUAUCUCUGAGCACGCCGGAGAGCAUGGGCAUGCAGGAGAAAACAGAGGUCUUCCUUGAGCUGUUCGGGAACAGCGAGAUCCGCUCUGAAACUGACAGCAAGCUGAAACACGUUGCAUCUCAACUGUCUCUUUCCGUCACUGACUCACUAGACGCAGACACGCCGUACACACACCCCUGCCUGGACACUAGCCUUCUCAAGUUUAAGGAGCGAGACGAACUGGCUCGGAUCUUUAAGCAGUGGCAGCGCCCCCCCUCCACACCGCUCAGUAUGCGUAAGGUGUGGGACGCCCGUGUCAGACAGCACCUCGGGACGCGCUACGAUGCCCGCAGGGGCUGCUUCGACUGGGACCUCACCAUGAAACUGUACGACAGAGGGUGUGGCGUCAUAUACAAACAGCACUACAGCAGAUGGAGGGAGAGCGGCGUGGCCUUUGAGAUGAGGGAGGGACUUUACUGCAUCGCUAAUCAGAGUCUGCUGUCCACACGCGUGUUCAGCCGCAGAGGAGACAAGGUGGGAUUGCGGGGAUACUGGGGAGACAUCGUGUCAAGUCCCUAUCUGUCCUUCGGCAUUGAAACGGAGGACAAAGAGCUCCUGAAGAAGCAAAACAACCAGCAUGUAAAGACUGCUCAGGACAUCUCUGUAGCAAAUGUCCAGACGCUUUUUAAGUCCCUGUCCAAGAGAGCAGGACACACGCACGUCUCUGAGCUUGCUGAGGAAUCGGUCGACGGCACAGCAGAAACGCAGCCAGAGCCAUCAGUUUCACGUGAUGAAACACAACAGCCAGAAGACAAGCCUGAUGACAAAACGCAUGCAGAAGAGAAGCAGAACCACACGAGCCAUCGACUGGACUUGAUGACCCUAAAUGGAAUACGUGUGUCGUUCCUGUCUCUGGACUCUCUGCCCAGACUGUCCACGAAAAGCAGAUACUGCCGUCUGUUCAAUGCUGUCUACUGUUCAGCCAGCAUGGUGCACCAUUUGGACUCGUCCCUGACGCAGAUCGCUGCUCCUGACGCCGUCCUGAUCGUCGAGCUCGCCAAGUACCUGCUGGAUUUGUCUAAAGAGCAGGAGGCCGGUUUUGCAACGAGAGUCAGCGAAAUCGCUCGAGAAGCGGGAUUUGUCCCGGCUCAUGCUGAGGACGACGAGACGUACGCUGUGUUCACGCUGCAGAAAGACCAGUGACACAGAAAAACACACAAACUACAAACUGCACACAGUUUGACACGGUUUAUUUCUCCCAGCACACUGCAGGGGAUGCGAACAGGCUGGAUAAAGGAAAUCGGGCAGAAGUGUUGGGCUGGACGCAAUCAUAUCACUUUUGUUACUGUAAUAAACAGCCAUAAUAAUAUAGAAUAAAAACAGGCUCGUGGUUCACGUGAUAUACUUUCCGUGCAUUACACGUUGUGUUUUCUCCACAAUUUGCGUCUUCACUUCCAGAGCCCUCCCACUUUGCCCUUGCCUCCCGUCCCCUUCUUACUGCCAACCGGGGGAAAAAAAAAAAAAGGAUUCAUAAAUGAACAUCAGUGUAAUAAAUUAACCUCUAAAGAAUA
Messenger RNA from Neoarius graeffei (lesser salmon catfish), 1834 nucleotides. Its product is annotated as dynein axonemal assembly factor 3-like. Bases 39 to 1466 code for a protein of 475 amino acids. The record is from RefSeq and is a predicted model, not a curated record. Gene Ontology annotation, biological process: axonemal dynein complex assembly; motile cilium assembly. Lineage: Eukaryota; Metazoa; Chordata; Actinopteri; Siluriformes; Ariidae. The transcript is spliced from 12 exons.